AUGGAGAAGGCCGCUGUGAUGGAAAUUGAGGAUCAAAAACAGAGCGAAUUGAAUCGCUUUGGGGAUCUGGAUCAGCAACAGAAACUGACAAAACGUGUGCUUCUCAAACUGGAUUUACAUAUCUUGCCAAUUCUCGCAUUGCUCUUCUUAUGUUCAUUCCUCGAUCGGACAAAUGUCGGCAAUGCCAAAAUCAUUGGUCUGGAGAAAAGCUUAGGCAUCACCGAUCAUCAAUUUGAUGUUGGUCUGACGGUUUUCUAUCUCACUUAUAUCUGCAGCGAGUUACCCAGUAAUCUUGUCCUCAAAAAGGCAUCGCCCAAGUUGUGGCUUCCCUUCUUGACAGCUGUAUGGGGAAUUAUUACCAUGUGCUUGGGCUUUGUCCAGAACUACGCAGGAUUCGUCGCUGUGCGCGCGCUGUUGGGGGUCGCUGAAGGUGGCCUACUCCCGGGCAUGGUGCUGUAUCUGUCGAGCUUCUAUCGACGCGAAGACUUGGCCCUGCGCAUCGGUUUGUUCUAUACCGCUGCGUCUUUGUCGGGUGCUUUUGGGGGUCUUCUUGCGCGUGGACUUGCCGAGAUUGGCCCCCGGGGUGGGCUGGAGGGUUGGAGAUGGAUUCUGAUCAUUGAGGGAAUUUUGACUUUUGCAUGUGGUAUCCUCAGUUUCCUGAUGUUGCCCAACUCUAUCGACUCUGCGAGCUUUUUGACCCCGGAGGAAAAGGAGUUUGGUCAGGAAAGAUUAUCAAUGGACAAUCCCAUCGCGAGAACAGGUACCAUCGCAGCUGAGGCCGACUCGUUCAAGUGGUCCGAAGUGUGCCGCGGUAUUCUCGAACCGCAAGUGUGGUUCUCUGCCUCUGCAUACUUUGCAAUCCUCUCCGGGCUAUAUUCAUUCGGUCUAUUCCUUCCCACCAUCAUCAAGAGUCUGAAUCUUGCCAAGGAUGCCAAUGAAGUCCAACUAUGGAGUGUCAUCCCCUAUGCCGUUGCAGCUGUCAUUACAGUUAUCGUGGCAAUCGUCUCCGAUCGUCUCCGCCUCCGCGGCAUCGUCAUGCUCUUCACUCUUCCGGUUGCAAUUAUCGGUUAUGCCGUCAUCGCCAAUGUCCAAAACCCCCACAUCCAAUAUGGAAUGACUUUUCUCAUGGCCACAGGUCAAUAUGCCAGCGUACCGUGUAUUUUGGUCUGGCUCUCAAACAACUCGGCUGGUCAUUACAAGCGAGCGACUACAUCUGCACUUCAACUGGCCAUUGCAAACUGCGGAGGAUUCGUGGCGACCUUUAAUUACCCUGCGCGUGAUCUGCCAACUUACCACCGUGGCCACACUAUUAUCCUCGGGCUCUUGGUGUUUGCUUGGUUUAUGAUCUUAUGCAACGUGCUCUAUUGCGCCAAGGUGAACAAGGACAAGAGGGAUGGGAAAUAUGACCAAUUCGCGGAUUAUAACGACGAUCGAAACCCGAAUUUUAUGAUGAUUCUCUGA
Penicillium oxalicum is the source of this 1461-nucleotide messenger RNA. RefSeq lists its product as uncharacterized. Gene Ontology annotation, cellular component: membrane. The transcript is spliced from 11 exons. The record is from RefSeq and is a predicted model, not a curated record. Lineage: Eukaryota; Fungi; Ascomycota; Eurotiomycetes; Eurotiales; Aspergillaceae. The coding region runs from base 1 to 1461 and encodes 486 amino acids. Gene Ontology annotation, biological process: transmembrane transport. Gene Ontology annotation, molecular function: transmembrane transporter activity.